Messenger RNA from Nasonia vitripennis (jewel wasp), 975 nucleotides. RefSeq names its product sperm flagellar protein 1. The record is from RefSeq and is a predicted model, not a curated record. Gene Ontology annotation, molecular function: microtubule binding. Gene Ontology annotation, biological process: regulation of cytoskeleton organization. The transcript has 3 exons. Bases 291 to 908 code for a protein of 205 amino acids. NCBI's taxonomy places the organism in Eukaryota, Metazoa, Arthropoda, Insecta, Hymenoptera, Pteromalidae. Gene Ontology annotation, cellular component: axoneme.
UGUUAAAUAGAGAAUCAAAUCUAAAGAUCCAUCAGAUAAUUUCUAUUUACCUAUAUACUUAUUAUUGCGUACAAAUUCACGUAUGUUUGUAGAAAAAAAAAGAAUAAACGCGUAAUCCAAUUUUCUUUCUCUUCACUGAUCGUGAUAACCAGCCAGUUUUUGUUAGCGGUCGAGUUUUUGACGUUUAAAAAUUAUAACCAAGUUUUUGGCGCAAAAUGUUGUGACAAGUAAAAAUUAUAAAUGUGUCGAGAAGUAGUGAUCAUCAGUCGGCUUUUGUGGAUCGACGCGCGAUGAGCGCUGGCGCAGAAAUAGGAGAUAAUAAUGUGGGAGAGAUUUACGCCUGGCUCGACCAGAUACCACUCUCGAGACCAAAGCGGAAUGUGGCACGGGAUUUCUCGGAUGGAGUCUUGAUGGCUGAGCUACUGAAGAGGUACUAUCCGCGACACGUCGACGUUCAAAAUUACAUUCCCGGCUCCAGUAUAGCCAAGAAAAUCGAUAACUGGUGCACGCUGAACAGAAAAGUUUUCCCCAAACUCAACCUCAAACUCAGCAAGGAAACAAUAAACAAAGUAGCUCAGUCCCAGCCUGGAGCGAUAGAAAAAGUUUUGUCUGAAGUUCGUUCCAAGAUUAUAAGAGAUUGUAACGCUGAUAGGAACUCAAUGUUCAAGGAUUGCGAAGAUGCUGGUGGGGAUGAGCUAUUGAAGCAUGCCACGAAUCCUGAGGAUUCGCUGAAUCAAACUGUGCCUAAGAAGACCUUUCUCAAAGUGAAAAAAGAAUUGGAAGAGAAGACACAAGCUAUUCACAUACUUCUGAAGAAAGUUGAACAUUUAGAAAGUAUGCUCAGAUUCAAAGAACAGAGGAUCGAAGACUUGGCAUCUCAAAUUCAAUUGUGUGCUCAAAAAACUUAACAUUACCUGAGGUAUAUACAGUUAAAAUAUUGUACAUAAUAAUAAACUGCAGAUGCUUAGUAAAUUA